Molecule: messenger RNA, 855 nt
Organism: Hordeum vulgare subsp. vulgare (domesticated barley)
Lineage: Eukaryota; Viridiplantae; Streptophyta; Magnoliopsida; Poales; Poaceae
Product: probable CCR4-associated factor 1 homolog 11
Exons: 1
Coding region: 37-855 (272 amino acids)
Cellular component (GO): CCR4-NOT core complex; CCR4-NOT complex; P-body
Molecular function (GO): poly(A)-specific ribonuclease activity; nucleic acid binding
Source: RefSeq, a predicted model, not a curated record
GUUCGGGACGUGUGGAAGUGGAACCUGGCCGAGGAGAUGGCGGCCAUCACGUCGCUGCUGCCGACGCACACGGUGGUGACCAUCGACACGGAGUUCCCGGGCGCGGUGCACGACUCGACCACGCCGCGCGACCAGCGGAGCCCCAAGGAGGCCUACGCGCUCGUCAGGAGCAACGUGGACCACCUGAAGCACCUACUGCAGCUCGGACUCACGCUCUCCGGGCCAGGGGGCAGCCACCCCGUCGUGUGGCAGUUCAACUUCCGGGGCUUCGACGAGGGGCGCCACCCGCACGCGCCGGAGUCCAUCGCCAUGCUCAAGGCCCACGGCAUGGACUUCGGCAGGCUCCGCGAGGACGGCAUCGACCCGGGUGACUUUGCCGACGAGUUCAUGCGCUCCGGCCUCAACCACCGCCGCCCGCGCCGGGGCAAGGCCGCCCAAGAGCCCCUCACGUGGGUGGCAUUCUCGGGCUCCUACGACUUCGCCUACCUCGCCAAGCUGCUCCGCCGCGGCCGCGGGUUGCCGCAGAAGCUCGAGCACUUCACGAGGCUCGUGGAGAAGCUCUUCGGCCAGUGGGUGCUCGACGCCAGGUACAUUGCCACGACCUGCGGCAGCCACGGAGGCCUGGAGAAGGUGGCCGCCGAGCUCGGCGUCCAGCGCCGCGCCGGCGUCGCCCACAGCGCCGGAUCCGACAGCCUUCUCACCGCCGACGUGAUGCUCGCCAUUGUGUUGUGCCUCGAGGGGCCCCCCAACUACCAGGACGUGCGCAGGAUACACGCCGGAAAGAUCGAUGGGCUCGUCAAACUAGACCUGCAGACAUGCAAAGAUGUUACUCCUAUGUUAUAUUGCUUCAAGUAA